GACCCAGGAUCUCUGACCAGCUAUGACCUUAUGUUAUAUUAUUUGUAUUGUAUAUGUAUUUUUGGUGUUGCUGCCACUACUGUUUGUGUGUGUGUGUGUAUAUAUGUGUUUGGCUGUAAGAGGAUGUCAAGCACCUGCAGACCUGGUGGGUGUGGCCCUGCUGGCGGCCUGGCCACACCCGAAGCCACACACCUGCUGCUGAUCAGGGCUCGUCGGGGGAGCUACUUAGGAGAGUCUUGGAGCUCCCACCGACGCGGGAUCAUUGCGUUAGACUCCACGAGAAGUGUGGAGCGCCAGACAGCAGCCAGCACGCGGAGUGCUGAGACACGGGAGCGGAGAGCACUAAGACACGACACGGGAGUCAGGGGAAAUCACAGGGGAUUUAUUGUCAUUAUUCCAUUCACUGUAAAUAAAGAGCACCGUUUGCAUCGUAGAGUACCGCGACUGGGUCCUCCUUUCCCCACAUCCCCACGGUCCGCCAUGCCAGACCGUGACAGAAUGAUCCCGCCUAACAUGGACCCAGCGGUCUCUGAGGAGAGGCUCAGGAAGGAGGUGAUGGACAAAGUUUACCGCCUAUGCGAGUCGUGGUGGGAGAAGCCCGGGGAGGUAUUGUGUCGCGCCGUGGAGAGGCGGCUGCAGGAAAUGCUUUGUAAAUUCCCCUGGCUGGUGGAUUCCCUCAAUCCAGUCGUCCUGGAUUUCUUGCUCUCAACCCUCCACCUCCACUCUCCUCCUCAGGCUGCUCACCAGCCCGGACAGUUGGUGGAUUCACAGCCUGAGACGCCGGCCCCGACAUCUACACGGAAACGAUGUUCUCGCCGCCGGCGUUCCUCACCGCAGCCGAAUUCCCGGACAUUUCAGGAGCCGGCUGUGGUGAGUAAUAAGGACACUUUUUCAUUUCUCACCUCAUCUGCUUCUUUGUUUUCAGUGGAUGGCGACAUCGCUGACGCUGCUGUAAACCAGCCUACUGUGCAGCUAGCGUCACCUCAUUCAGCAAUCUCCACACCGCUCACCUCUUCACCAUCUGUAGCAGUGCUGCCUGCUACGACACCACCCGGACCUGCUCGGCCCGAGCCGGAGGAGCCCGUGCUGCCCGAGCAGGAGCUCAGCGGGCCGGAGCAGCCAGCACCGCCGCCGGAGGCGCCAGCGCCGGAGCUGGAGCUCAGCGAGUUGGAGGAGCGAUCGCUCGCACAACUAUGGGAUUACUGCCGGAGCGUAAUCCAGGCUGUAGACCCACACAAGAGACAUAUACAGGUAGUGGUCUUUGACGAUUAUCUCUCAUCCACUACUUUCACCAUGAACUUUUUGGACAUUAACAAACUUAAGCCAUUGGUCACUAGUUUAAGGGGGAGCUCUAGUUUUGAAUUAUUCGGCUUGGGGGGUCCGAGCAAGGAAGGUACGGCUGCUCUCUUUGACGCUCUAGCCGCUUGGUUUUUCGUGCAUCGGCGGAGGACUUUCCCGUCGAUGCUUGCAGCACAAUUGUUUGAUCCUCCAUUACAGAAAGGAUGUCGCAUUCGCCAUCAUCACCCCAUUACACCUCAACCCACCCCUGCGGUUUCAGCCCGGUCAGCUGGCGACGGACCAACAGCACUCAUUACUGCAGUGAGUAAACCGGACUCAUUUGUUUCUAUUAAUCCUGUCAUUGAAAAUGAAAACACAGGUGAACAGCGGAGGACGGCUUCCAUACACCCGGCCCCGCCUUCACGGAGGAGAAGGCGUCCUAGCAAGCAGCGUUCAGCCACAUCUACACUCACCCCUGUGCUGGUUGAAGAUUCAGGACCAGCGGCUCUGGACGCCACAGUGAGUAAAAUGGACUCAGCCGGUGUUGUAAAUUCCCUUCCUGGGAACACGGAAAUAGAGACUAUAGCCACUUUGGCAAUUAUCAAUGGAGAAACUGUGAGAGGUGUAACUGAACUCCCAGUGGAGAUUUUUGGACCACCGACGGACGAAUGUGGUCUGAGUGCUAAUUCUGGGGCAGAAUUUUGCAUAGUCAGCCCUGAGAUAGUUAACUCAGAGUCGGUGGGGUCAGAAACUGUUUGCUUUACCUCCAAGAAGUCAGAAGAAGUCCACUCUGAGACUGUGAGUUUGGAGCUAGGGAGGUCAGAGCACACAGACCCAGAUGACUUUUUGGCCCAGACUGGCCGUAUGGAGACAGAAGUUCUCCCCAGGGCUUCCCCAGAGGCUGAACUGGAGACCUCAGUUGCCUCUGGACCCCUGGAAUUUGUUGAGCCAGCUGUAACGUUCUCAUCCUCUCCGCCCUUCAUAGUAGCCACAUCACCCUCCACUCAGUCUGCUGCCCAGCUAGCAACUCAGUCUGCUGCCCAGCUAGUAACUCAGUCUGCUGCCCAGCUAGUAACUCAUCUUCAUCCUCAGUUGGAGGUCGAUGUGCCUGCUGAACCACCUCUGCCAUCAUUUCACUCGUCUGUCCCUGCAUUACAGUCCAGUCUACCGGAGGUAGCUGCCACACCAUCUUCACCUCCGCCCUCUGCAGCUACUUCUCCACCAGCGUCUCAUCAGACUGCAGCACUCUCAGCUUCACUGGCCACAUCACCUACCCUACCUUCAUCUUCACUACCUGCAGCUACUGCAUCACCAUCUUCACCUCCGGAUCGACCAUCUACAGCCGCUCCACAGCCGGAGGAGGAGCUCGGCGAGCGGGGGGAGCCCGCGUCGCUGCCGGAGGAGGAGCUCGGCGAGCGGGGGGAGCCCGCGUCGCAGCCGGAGGAGGAGCUCAGCGAGCGGGGGGAGCCCGCAUCGCCAACUGUGGAGCGCAGCGAGCCGGCGGAGCUCAGCGAGCGGGAGGAGCCCGCACCGCCUGAGGAGGAGCUCGGCGAGCGGGGGGAGCCCGCGUCGCUGCCGGAGGAGGAGCUCGGCGAGCGGGGGGAGCCCGCGUCGCUGCCGGAGGAGGAGCUCGGCGGCGGGGGAGCCAGCGUCGCAGCGGAGGAGGAGCUCAGCGGCGGGGGAGCCCGCGAUCGCCAACUGUGGAGCGCAGCGAGCCGGGCGGAGCUCAGCGGCGGGAGGAGCCCGCACCGCCUGAGGAGGAGCUCUGUGAGCCGGGCGGGGAUUUGGCGGCGGGAGGAGCGGCUACCAUCAAGAGAGGGGCUCGGCGGGCUGGUGGGCGCGCACCGCCGUCCGGAGCACGCCUGCCACGCCGCCCACGUCCCGCACGUCGGGGAUUAUGGGGCAUUCUACUCUGUCGCUCACCAGAGCUGCAACGCCGCCGCCACCGGACCCGUGGCAGGCCACCCGAGCUGUCACACUGCUGCCACCGGACCCGUGGCCGCCCGCCGGAGCUGCAACGCCGCCACCAUGGCACCCGUGGCAGGCCACCGGAGCUGUCACACUGCUGCCACCGGACCCGGGGCCGCCCGCCGGAGCUGCAACGCCGCCACCAUGGCACCCGUGGCAGGCCACCAGAGCUGUCACACUGCUGCCACCGGACCCGUGGCCGCCCGCCGGAGCUGCAACGCCGCCACCAUGGCACCCGUGGCAGGCCACCCGAGCUGUCACACUGCUGCCACCGGAUCCGUGGCCGUCCGCCGGAGCUGCGGCACCGCCGCCAUUGCACCCGUGGCAGGCCGCCCGAAGUUUUCUGUUGCUAUCACGGGACCCGAGGAGAAGUGUGGAGCGCCAGACAGCAGCCAGCACGCGGAGUGCUGA
This is a messenger RNA of Oreochromis aureus, 3657 nucleotides long. RefSeq lists its product as uncharacterized. Lineage: Eukaryota; Metazoa; Chordata; Actinopteri; Cichliformes; Cichlidae. The record is from RefSeq and is a predicted model, not a curated record. The transcript has 4 exons. The coding region runs from base 31 to 3657 and encodes 1208 amino acids.